Molecule: messenger RNA, 933 nt
Organism: Colletotrichum karsti
Lineage: Eukaryota; Fungi; Ascomycota; Sordariomycetes; Glomerellales; Glomerellaceae
Exons: 3
Coding region: 1-933 (310 amino acids)
Source: RefSeq, a predicted model, not a curated record
AUGGAUUACGGAGUCAACCUGGACGAUCACUACAAAUACCUCAAAACCCUGAUCAUCGUCAGGAUCGUACUCACCGCGGUUGUUGUUAUCCCGGUUAUCUUCUUUUUCGUCAAGUUACUCCGAACGCCUGGAUACCGCCAUGAUACUACUCGACGCUGGGUAGACUACACCACGGCCGGCUUUGGCCUGUGGGCAUUGGUACACAUCGCCCUGAUCAUCGCCUGGGGCUUCCAAAUUCCGACUAUCGAUUGGAGCAUGAGAUGGGACGGAGGAGACUUCGUCCGAGUCGGAUACAGAAUCAUCCGUACUUUCUUGAACAUCGAGACCUGGUUGACAUUCUGGCUGCACAUCGCCACCUUCCUGGCUCUCUUCUACAUGGCCCAUGCCCUCACCCUACUCCGGACCGGCAGCGAGCCCGAUUCCAGCGCCUUCCGCAAGGGCCGUGGCUUCGCUCUCGGUGGCUCCAUCUUCGCCGUACUGAUGUCGUUCACAAUCUUCUGCCUCGACAUGAGCAUCUCGUACACGAACUACUCGUCCGACAGCGACGCCCGAGAGAUGCGGAGACUGGUCGGAACCAUCUUCGUGCUCACCUGCCAGGCUAUCCUCCUGGUCAUGGCCAUCAGCUCCGUCGUCUACUCCGCCAAGUCCCGCAAGAAGGCCCGCGGCACUGCCGUGCAACAGUCCGGUCUGAUUCUCGUCGUUUGCUCUUCGCUCUUCCUCGUUCGCCAGGUCUGGGAGCUGCUGGCUCUCUUCUUUGGAGGACGCAAUCUGACUGGCAGCUUUAUGGCGACCUUCUUCGUCGACCUAGUCUUCGGGUCUUACCUCGACUUGGUCAUCUUGGUGCUGCUCUACAUCUUGGCCACCAAGGCGUCGUACUCAAUGUCGAAGGUCCAGUACCGAUCUAAGGUUUCGACCGAGAACUUGGAUGCGUAA